AACCACGAGUUCACGGACGAGAUGACGUACAGCGAGCUGUGUAUGACCGAGUCGGUGGGCUUCAGAACCAGCCGAAGCACGUCUCUGUCCAGCCAGCAGGGGGCGCAGAACAACUCCACAGGCUGCUGUCCCCGCCGCGCCCGCAGGAGAGCUGCCAUGCGAUUGGCUAACUCCAUCGUGUCCGUCAGCCGGGGGAGUGUCCAGGAACUGGACACCCUGCAAGUCAAGACCACCUCCAUCCCACCACAGAAUCGUUCCAGCCUGAACGCGCAGCCUGAAGACCUGAAGCUGAACUGCGGGGAGCAGGAUUUCACCGCCGCCAUCAUCAGCAUCCCCACGCCGCCCGCCAACACGCCGGACGAAAGUCUGCCGCCGUCGCCUGCUCCCAUCCCCGGCAUCCUGCGCAACACCCGGGCCACAGCCUUCACCCACGAAACCGUCAAGAUCUCCUCCUUAUAACCUCCGACCUCAUCCCCCGACAUCCCCGACCCCUCAGACCCCUAGACCCACCAGGAACCGUCUGAACGAGCUCCGCUGAACCUGGGAUCCUGGACCUGAGGCCCUGCUGGUCUUCUAUGGAUCCCUGGAGUUCUGUGGGUCACCGGAAAGACAAGCAGGAAGGUUCUGCAGCCAUGUCUAUUUUAACC
Austrofundulus limnaeus is the source of this 647-nucleotide messenger RNA. RefSeq names its product potassium voltage-gated channel subfamily D member 1. The record is from RefSeq and is a predicted model, not a curated record. Gene Ontology annotation, cellular component: voltage-gated potassium channel complex. Gene Ontology annotation, molecular function: voltage-gated potassium channel activity. Lineage: Eukaryota; Metazoa; Chordata; Actinopteri; Cyprinodontiformes; Rivulidae. Gene Ontology annotation, biological process: potassium ion transport.